This is a messenger RNA of Esox lucius (northern pike), 1464 nucleotides long. RefSeq names its product chromosome 5 C8orf33 homolog (gene c5h8orf33). The coding region runs from base 329 to 1312 and encodes 327 amino acids. Lineage: Eukaryota; Metazoa; Chordata; Actinopteri; Esociformes; Esocidae. The transcript is spliced from 6 exons. The record is from RefSeq and is a predicted model, not a curated record.
UAAAAUGGUUUCCAAGAGAAAUACUUGGUAAUUUCAACGGCAAAAUACAAUAAAAUGUAACAUUUGUAAAAAAAUUCUCUAGGUAGCAGAGUUUCGAUCUGCUAAUAACAAUUUCUAUUAAUAGCGGAACCAUUUGUUAUUUGGAAACACGGUUUAGUCGGAAAAUGAAUAACGUGUACAGAAGUCUCGAUACAUACAUGUUGUAAAUUGUGUUCAGUUUUGGUCCAAGGUAACUCAGCGCACGGUAUUCAUGAGUCUACAGAAGUGUUAAACAGCAGUCCUUAGUCCUCAAAGGUGUCACCUGAAAAAAAUUGAUGAAGAGGGAAUCAUGACAGAGCAUAGGACACUGGCUAUAGACAUUGAUCCUCUGGUGAAUGACACUACCCAAGACAACAACAACCAACAAAAGAGAGCAGAGAAACGACUUUGGGUACAUUCUGACAACUCAUUCACUUUCAACUUUUUCCCUGAGGGUGCACUAUCAACAAAGGGGGAGACAUCUGCCCUCGCAGAUGUGAAACACCAGUUUGCAAGACCGCAGACAAAAACAUCCACUGCUUCUCCAGAACCCGGAUCUGGUUUUCUGUUCAAUUUCCAAAUUCCAGUUAGUACACCAGAGGAGAUGAAAGAAAGUGGAAAACCAUUACCCUCAGAGGUUCUAGCCCUGAAAGAGUCCAAAGAGGAAAAGCCUAAGAGUCAGAACGCACCUCAAGUCAUUCAUAUAACUGUGCCAACCCCAUCUGCUGAAGCCAAGAAAAAGAAAAAACCUGGUCACAAGAAAAAAGUCUGUGAGGAAAAGCAAAAACAGAUGACAAACUCGACAGACAUAGAAGGGGCUUGUGUGGAGGAUGGCAAAGUGCUGACUGCAGAGCAGCAGCUGAAAAGAGAGCUAGACUGGUGUAUUGAGCAGCUUGAGCUGGGAAUGAUGACUCGAAAGGCUACCCCAAAACAGAAGGAGGAGGCCUCUCGUGCCAUUAAGACGUUGCGCAGCUCCAAAGCUCCUCUGGCAAAGAAAAGGCAGGUGAUGAGGACCAUGUCUGGGGACUACCGGAAGAAGAUGGAGGAAGAGCAGGGCAAGCAGUUCAAACUUAUUCAGGCUGCAAUGACAUCGGCUCAGGUCAAAGCAGUCACAGACUCUUCUAAGAGGUCGGUUUUCCACAGAAAAGCAGAAAAUAAAACGGACACAAAUUUGGAUGCAAAUAGUCGACAAGAGAAUAUACUGGCACAGACUCCAAACACAAGUGUUCAGGGCCAGGACUCAAGUUUUGUCUUCAUUCCAACUAAGGACGAGUUCUGCUUCAACUUCUUUUGAUUAGUUUUGUUUUGAGCAUGUAUUGAGACAAACUCCCAUAGAGCAGAUUAGUCUUUGUGUUCAGUAAGAGUUUUGUAAUAGAGUACAUUGCUAUUGAUCUUGGUUGUUUGAUGUAUUUUAAACAUAAAAAAUAAUAAAUUGUGUAAAUAUUA